AUCAACCUCUCCAGCGGGUAUCCCGCACCAUCACUCAACCCCAUCAAACAACUAAACCAAGCCACCAACACCGUCUUUUCCACUCCCGACAUAUGGCAUGAUGGCAUGAUAUACGGCGCAGAUGCAGGGUACAAUCCGUUGCGAAGAAAUAUCUCGCGGUGGCUGGCCCAAUUCUACCACGGCGGGGAUGAGGCACAGAUAGACGCCGAGCGGAUAUGCAUUACUGGCGGUGCGAGCCAGAAUCUUGCUUGUCUGCUGCAGGUCUUUACGGAUCCCGUUUUCACGAGGAAUGUGUUCAUCGUGGAGCCUGGAUAUUUUCUUGCGUUUCGGAUUUUUGAAGACGCCGGGUUCCAUGGCCGGUUGAGGGGUGUGCCGGAGGAUGAGGAGGGGAUUGAUCUUGUCUUUUUGGAGGAGAUGCUGAAGCGGGAUGAAGAUGCUAAUCCGGAUGGAAGUAUCAAGCCUUUCAAACCGCCGAGACCAUAUCGGAAGCUCUACCGCCAUGUCAUCUACUGCGUCCCGACAUUUUCUAACCCGUCUGGCAAGGUAAUGAGCUUAUCCAAGCGAAAGGACCUUAUCCGACUCGCGAGGAAAUACGACGCUCUGAUUAUCGCAGACGACGUCUAUGACUUUGUCCACUGGCGGACAGACACGCCCUCAGACGACCCAGGCACUCGCAGCUUCAGUGAUAUCCUACCACGACUAGUCGAUAUCGAGCGAACGCUUGACGGCGGACCAGUGGACCGUUUCGGAAACUGUGUGAGCAAUGGCAGUUUCAGCAAGUUAGUCGGUCCGGGGUGUCGCGUUGGCUGGGCUGAAGGGACUCCUGAUUUUGCCUUUGGUCUCUCCCAGGCGGGAUCCUCCCACUCUGGUGGCGCGCCAUCGCACCUCAUGUCAACAUUCAUUAAUGAGAUGGUGACCGAUAAAUCGACUAUAUCUCUGACGUCGCAUAUCCAGAAUACCCUGAUCCCUACAUACUCAAGACGGCACAAGCUUCUCUUAUCAGCUAUUCUCCAACACCUUGUUCCGCUGGGGAUCAUAACCCCUCCUGCUAACCAGUAUAACGUGGGCGGCGGGUUCUUCAUCUGGCUGAAACUACCAAAGGCUUUGACAAGUACUGCCGUUGUUACUGCAGCGCGACAAGAUGGUGUUCUUAUUGCUGAUGGGACGGUGUCUUCCCUGCCUGAGGGGAAUGAUGGCCUGAGCGAUUAUAGCGAUUAUAUACGGUUAUGUUUUGCGUGGGCGGAUGAGGAACGCCUAGCAGAGGGGGUGAUUAUUCUAGCGGGGACACUGAAGCGGCUGGGGGGA
Aspergillus versicolor CBS 583.65 is the source of this 1305-nucleotide messenger RNA. RefSeq names its product aminotransferase-like domain-containing protein. NCBI's taxonomy places the organism in Eukaryota, Fungi, Ascomycota, Eurotiomycetes, Eurotiales, Aspergillaceae. The transcript has 3 exons. The record is from RefSeq and is a predicted model, not a curated record. The annotation marks the transcript as partial. Gene Ontology annotation, molecular function: L-2-aminoadipate:2-oxoglutarate transaminase activity; pyridoxal phosphate binding. Gene Ontology annotation, biological process: biosynthetic process.